Molecule: messenger RNA, 675 nt
Organism: Cimex lectularius (bed bug)
Lineage: Eukaryota; Metazoa; Arthropoda; Insecta; Hemiptera; Cimicidae
Product: protein SREK1IP1-like
Exons: 2
Coding region: 114-560 (148 amino acids)
Molecular function (GO): nucleic acid binding; zinc ion binding
Source: RefSeq, a predicted model, not a curated record
AGUAACAAUAAAAAAACCUUCCCGUUUUAUAAACAAACAACAAAUUAGCGUGGUUUAAUAACAUGCCAAUAAUUUUUAAGUACGAAUCGUGAAAUAAAAUAGGAGUCGAAAAGAUGGAAUCUGACAUAUUAGCCCGACUUGUGCCUCAGGGGAAGGAGAGUAUGCGUCCCGCAUGCAAGAAGUGCGGCUACUCGGGACACCUCACGUACCAAUGUCGUAAUUUCAUCAAGAUCGACCCGAACAAAGAUAUCGUGCUGGAUGUCAGCAGCACGAGCAGUGAGUCGGACACGGACUAUAUCACGCCUCUCCGUGCUCUGCGCGACCAGGAGCUGCUUGAGAAACUGAAAACCGUCCCGGACAAGCCUAGGGGUAAAGAGGGCGAGACUAGUAAAAAUAAGAAAAAAAAGAAAAAGCACAAGAAGGAAAAGAAAGCAAAAAAGAGAAAGCAUAAUUCUUCGAGUUCCGAAUCGGACUCUGACUCUUCAAUUGGCAAUUCGCAUAAACACAAAAAGAAGAAGAAAAAAAAGAAAAAGAAAGAAUCAGUGUCUUCAAGUGAUUAAAUACAAUUUUUACAAUUUAUUUUUAAUUAUGUAUUUUUAUUAAGAUUAUAUAUAUUGUAAUUACAAGUUUCACUUAUCUUCUUAUUUCCUUUAUCUUUUUGAUCAAUAAUCGUCA